CAUGUUUAUGACCCGAACCCAAUUAACCCCAACCCUAAUCCGCUUAAUUUCGUGUCGUGUCGUGUCGUGUCGUGUCGUGUAAUCGGAUCGUGUCUAAAAUUACCAGCUCUAGAGUCAGGUGUCCUUAGGGUUAGAAAGGCAGCGGAAACAAGACAGGCCAACCAAAUGCAUGGUCUAUUUGGGACUCUCACCUAUAACAUGGUGGUGGGUGUAUCAAAGGGAUUUGAGAAGAGACUCCAAUUGGUGGGCGUUGGAUAUCGUGCAAUGUUGGAAGGAAAAGACUUGGUUUUAAGUCUAGGUUUCUCUCAUCCGGUCAGGAUGCAAAUCCCAGACGGCUUGCAGGUGAAGGUUGAAGACAAUACAAGAAUUGCUGUAAGCGGAUAUGACAAGUCCGCUAUUGGCCAAUUUGCUGCUUCAAUUAGAAAAUGGAGGCCUCCAGAACCUUACAAGAAGCACAAGGCGAGUGUCAUGACAUCAGUGUAGGUAGAUAGAAUCCUUAUUUCUUGACGACUUGUCAUCUUAUAUCUUAUUUGUUCUUGUUGAUUUAAUUGCAUAUUUUUGCUUUUGGG
This is a messenger RNA of Diospyros lotus (date-plum), 569 nucleotides long. RefSeq names its product 50S ribosomal protein L6, chloroplastic-like. The transcript has 2 exons. The annotation marks the transcript as partial. Gene Ontology annotation, molecular function: rRNA binding; structural constituent of ribosome. Gene Ontology annotation, biological process: translation. The record is from RefSeq and is a predicted model, not a curated record. NCBI's taxonomy places the organism in Eukaryota, Viridiplantae, Streptophyta, Magnoliopsida, Ericales, Ebenaceae. Gene Ontology annotation, cellular component: ribosome.